Astyanax mexicanus (Mexican tetra) is the source of this 4294-nucleotide messenger RNA. RefSeq names its product fibronectin type III and SPRY domain containing 1-like (gene fsd1l). The transcript has 14 exons. The coding region runs from base 119 to 1639 and encodes 506 amino acids. NCBI's taxonomy places the organism in Eukaryota, Metazoa, Chordata, Actinopteri, Characiformes, Acestrorhamphidae. Gene Ontology annotation, molecular function: protein binding. The record is from RefSeq and is a predicted model, not a curated record.
GCAUGCGCGAAGAGCUCCGCCUUGUUCCACAGGGAUAAUCGGGUCGGUCGCUGGGAAACUUGGCCCGUCCAUGAACUGAACUCACAGCUUUUCCUGGGGUUUUCGGACUGUCCUCGGGAUGGACACUCAGAAAGAGGCCCUACAAAGGAUAAUCGCCACUCUAGCAAACAAGAAUGAAGAGCUCCACAAUUUUAUCGAAACGCUGAGUCACUUGUUGGCUGGAGUUCAGGUCAACUCCAGCCAGGUGGUGUCUGACUUGGAAGAGGAAUUCGACACAUUGUUCUCCAUCCUGGAGGAGUCCAAGGAGAGUAUGACCAACACCAUCAAACAGGAGCAGGCCAGGAAGUCACAUGAACUGCAGAAUCAGCUGACUCAGAGCACCAAUGCUCUGGAGAGUGCAGAGGAGCUGCUGGAGUUCGCAAACCACGCCCUGGAUAUCAAAGACGAGGAAGAAUUUACUAAGGCUGCCAAACAGAUCAAAGAUAGGGUAACAAUGGCUCCGGCCUUUCGCUUGACCAUGAAGCCCAAAGCCACAGACAACAUGACCCACCUGAUGGUGGAUUUCUCCCAAGAACGGCAGCUUCUCCAGGGCCUCCGCUUCCUUCCAGUUCCCAGAGCUCCAGAGAUCGAGGUGCAGGACUGCAUGGUGCUGGAUAACGCUGUGACGGUAGUGUGGAGGAUGCCGGUGGAGGACAGUAAGAUAGACCACUACAUACUAGAGUACAGAAAGACCAACCACGAGGGUCUACCAAGGGUUAAAGAUGAACGCUGCUGGGAGCUGGUGGACAACAUCAAGAGCACAGAACACACACUGACAGGGUUAAAAUUUGAUUCCAAAUUCAUGAACUUCCGGGUGCGGGCGUGUAACAAAGCAGCUGCUGGAGAUUACUCCGAUCCAGUCACUUUGGAAACCAGAGCCUUCAAUUUUGACUUUGACUCGUCGUCGUCUCACCUGAACCUGAAGGUGGAGGAGUGCAGCGUGGAGUGGGACCCUCAGGGAGGGAAAGGCCUGGACAGCAAGGUCAAAGGAAAGGAGAACAAGGGCAGCGCACACCUCACUAAUCUGAAGAACAUGACCAGAAGUGGAACGCCGUCUCCGAAAAGAGGCUCGACCACCCGCUCACCAGCUCCGAGAGGCCGGGACCGCUUUACUGGAGAAUCCUACACAGUACUGGGUGACACCAGUAUUGACUCAGGGCAGCACUACUGGGAGGUGAAGGCUCUGAAAGACUGUAAGUCCUACAGUGUCGGCGUGGCCUUCAAGAACCUGGGCAAGUUUGACCAGCUGGGCAAGACCAACACCACCUGGUGCAUCCACGUCAACAACUGGCUCCAAAACUCCUUCGCCGCCAAACACAACAACAAGGCCAAGAGCCUGGACGUGUCAGUACCCGAGAGGAUAGGAGUCUACUGUGACUUUGACGGAGGUCAGCUUUCGUUCUACAAUGCAGAAAGCAAACAGCUGCUUCACACGUUCAAGACGAAGUUCACUCAGCCUGUAGUACCGGCCUUUAUGGUGUGGUGUGGGGGCCUCAGUCUGUCGACAGGUUUACAGGUACCCAGUGCGGUUAGAAGCUUCCAGAAGACUGAAAACGGUCUGGGCGGAUCAAACAGCAGUCUGAACAGCAUGGCACACUAACACUGAAAAAAAAAAAAAAAAACUGUUGUGCUUUUAAAGCCACCCAGCGUGUGCUGAUGUAGAACCAGCUUCCCUGGUGUAACCUCCACAAACAGCCCAUAAACCUACACUCCAUGUCCUGCUUCCAGAAACGCACUUCCUGAGGAAUACAGCACCCACUUUUGGAAUACUGUGAGGGGUCAUAUGAAGUCCUGGAGUCACUGGCAGGAGCCAGAAAAAAAUACACACAUACACACUACUCCGCCUUCGUCUGCUCCAAUGAAGAUUAAAUAUAUUGUUAUACGUUGUGGGUAUAUUCCCAAAGUGCUUUGGGAUAUAUUUCCAAUAUAUUUCUUUUUUUUGUGUGUAUAGGUAUUCUAGGAGAAAUGCCUCUUUUUGUUUGUUGUUUGUUUGUUUUUGUUUGUUUUCUCUUUGUUUCUCGUUAUUUAACAGAUGUUUGCACCAGAAAUGCUAGUGGCUUUAUCAGGGAAUAGUCGAGUGCACUUUUUCCUUUACUAAUUUUAGGUUGAAUUUGUUAUGAUUUAUUUUGGACAAACUGUAAACUUCAUAGUUUUCUUUGGAACUGAAGACGCUGUCCUUUAUUGUUUUAUGAUUUGUCAAAUUAUUUUAUUGAAAAUGUAAAAUGUGUCGUUUGGUUUAGUUUGUUGUGUGGUUUAGUAUGUAUGUGUGUGUGAGUAUGACCUAUGAGUGUGAGUGGCUAUUACCUCUUGUCUGGUCCGGGUAUUUACUUUCAUUUUAUAUUACACCCUUAACAUUAAAGGUGCUACAAUGGGUUCUUUGAAUGAUGCCAUAGAAGAACCACUUUUGGUGCAUAAAGAACCAAGACUGCAAUGUUUUUAUGCUAACCAAUGCUCCAACUAACCAUUCAACCCACUACAGUAGAUAACCCACCACUAAACAAUUCAACUCAACAACCAACCAAUCAACCCACUUGAUAACAAACCACUAAACCAUUCUACUCAACAACUAACCAGUCAACUAACUAAGUAACCAACCAAACAACUAACCAACUCCCCAACCAAUCAACCAAACCAAUUUGUCAGCCUGCCAGCCUACUCACCAUUUAAUCAACCAAACAACAAGCCAGUCAUCCGAUGGAUGAUUCAAUUAACCCGUCUACAAACUAACCAACAAACCAACCACCCACUAACCAUCAAAACCUACCAACUAACCAACAAAUCUGCCUAUAAACCAAUCAUUCAACCAACCAGCUCGUCAACAAGCUAAACAACUCAGCAGCCAACCAAAUCAACAACUGACCAGUUAACCAAUGGAAUUCUAAACAACUAACAAACCAACCCAAAAUUUCACUUAUCAGUGUCACUGUUUUCUAAGUUUCAAGUUGAAAAUUUCAGCUUAAAACAUGCCCACAUAAAAAUGGGACACAUUUUGGUUAAAUUCACCAUAAACUCUGUCUGGUUGUCAAACCAGCUGUGAAAAAGCUCAAAGUCUUUAGAUAAUAGUUAAUAGUUGUUUGUAAAUCUUCUGAAAUUAUUUCAAAUAAUCAGAAUAUUUAACUCUAAUGCCGUCAACUGAGGCAUCGUGUCCUUUUUAUCUUCAGCAUCUGAUUUCUGAGGUAAGUGGAACCACAGCAUUGGACCUUUUUUUUUAAAUGUUUAAAAAUGCCAGAAAUGUUCUUCUGUGACAUCACUCAAAGAACCUUUUAGUAGCACCUUAAUGUUUUAAUUGUGUAAGUAUUUGUAAUAACUGUGGAAUUACACAUUAACCACCCUGUAAUAACAGUGUAACUACUCUCCUGGUAUUUACUGGAUCCACUUGUACAGAUAAAAUUUAUUUAGAAUUACAAAAUUAAACUUCGUAGGAUUGCAUGAAAUAAAAAAAAAUGACAAUGCAAUUUUAUUUUUGCAAAAUAUAUUGCAAUAUUAUAAAUGUAACAAUACAGAAAUUUUACCAGAUUUCUCAAAAAUUAAACGUCAUGAUUAUUAAUAAUAAACUUUGGAGUAAAAUAAAGUAUAUUUGGCAAAUGUAAGCUGCUUAUGGUAGACAAGUCAUGGUAAAUCAAAACAGUUUUAAAAAAUACUGUUAGAAAAUAAGAUUUUAGAAGAAACUGAACGCUGCACAUCAAUAUAUUGUGCGGUCCUAAUAGUAAAUACCUCACCAGUAGUUACAUUGUUGUUGCAUGUGUUAUUAAUGUGUAAUUACAUAUUUAUUAAAGGCACUUCAUAUAAAUUGGGGCCUAUAUUCUUCCUUGGACUCUCAAUAUCCUUAUCACCAUUUGAAAUAUGAACCCUGUAGUUUUUACUGCGGUAUGUGAAGUGGUACGGUGAGUGAAUAUGACUGUGGGAAACGUUUUUUUGCACGAUGUAAACAAUUUCAAUGCUGCUUCUUUAGUUUCCUGUUAAUACUGAGUCUACUUUAGUCCUGUCAACCAAAAAUACUGAACGUUUUCAGAACGUCGCCUCCUGGACCUGGACUCCAGACCGUUUUUCAUGAUGGCUAACCUGAAGGACAUUUUUUGUUUGUAUUUCUUUUUCUUUUCCUCAAUGCUUUUGAUUUAUUUUUAAAUCCUUCAAUUUAUGCGCAUAUCAGUAACCUUCAGGUCUGUCCAUUCAACAGUUUAUUGUUUUUUUUUUUUUUUAACGUCAUAUAUUCAGUUGUGCAAAACUGGAAAGUAAACUAGGUUUCAGCUCUUUA